AUGAAAAAUUACACAGUGUUAGCAACAUUCAUCCUGGUAGGACUGACAGAUGACCCAAAUCUACAGAUUCUGCUCUUCCUCUUCCUGUUCAUUGCCUACCUGCUGAGUGUAAUUGGGAACAUGACCAUCAUCACCCUCACUUUUGUAGAUCUCCGCCUUAAAACUCCUAUGUACUUCUUUCUCCGCAACUUCUCCAUUUUAGAAGUCUCUUUUACCACUGUCUGUAUUCCCAGAUACCUGUAUACCCUUGCUACUGGGGACAAUACAGUUACCUACAAUAGUUGUGCCACUCAAUUGUUUUUUAUUACUGUCCUGGGUGUGACUGAGUUUUUUCUCCUGACUGCCAUGUCCUAUGACCGCUAUGUGGCCAUAUGCAAACCCCUGCAUUACAUGAGCAUCAUGAACAGCAGGAUCUGUACCAAGUUCCUAACAGGCUGUUACCUGUCAGCUCUGAUGAUUGUCCUCCCACCCUAUAUCAUGGUCUUUGGGCUCGAGUUUUGUGACUCCAAUGUCAUAGAUCACUUUGGCUGUGAUGCUGCUCCCGUCCUGAAGAUCUCCUGCUCUGACACAGAGUUCAUAGAGCGAUUUGUGUUGGUCGCAGCCGUGCUGACACUCACUGUCACCUUGGUGUGUGUGACCAUGUCCUACACACACAUCAUCAGAACCAUCCUCAGAUUCCCUUCUGCCCAGCAAAGGAAGAAGGCUUUUUCUACCUGCUCUUCCCAUAUCAUUGUGGUUUCUAUCACUUACGGCAGCUGCAUCUUUAUGUAUAUCAGACCACCUGCCAAAGAAUUUGUCUCUCUGAAUAAGAUGGUGUCAGUACUCAUGACGUCAGUUGCCCCAGUAAUGAAUCCCUUCAUUUAUACUCUGAGGAACAAUCAAGUGAUACAAGCCUUCAAAGACAUUAUCAAAAAGGUUGCAUCUCUCUCAAAGAACUGA
This is a messenger RNA of Manis pentadactyla (Chinese pangolin), 939 nucleotides long. RefSeq names its product olfactory receptor 6C2-like. Gene Ontology annotation, cellular component: membrane. The transcript has a single exon. The record is from RefSeq and is a predicted model, not a curated record. The coding region runs from base 1 to 939 and encodes 312 amino acids. Gene Ontology annotation, molecular function: olfactory receptor activity; G protein-coupled receptor activity. NCBI's taxonomy places the organism in Eukaryota, Metazoa, Chordata, Mammalia, Pholidota, Manidae. Gene Ontology annotation, biological process: G protein-coupled receptor signaling pathway.